Rattus rattus (black rat) is the source of this 954-nucleotide messenger RNA. RefSeq names its product olfactory receptor 2T2-like. Gene Ontology annotation, molecular function: olfactory receptor activity; G protein-coupled receptor activity. Gene Ontology annotation, biological process: G protein-coupled receptor signaling pathway. The record is from RefSeq and is a predicted model, not a curated record. NCBI's taxonomy places the organism in Eukaryota, Metazoa, Chordata, Mammalia, Rodentia, Muridae. The transcript has a single exon. Gene Ontology annotation, cellular component: membrane. The coding region runs from base 1 to 954 and encodes 317 amino acids.
AUGCUGGAAGUCCAGGACAUUAGCAGAGGGAAUGGGACCUCAACAGAUUUCAUUCUCCUGGGGCUUUUCCCAGAGCUGCGCUAUCUGGGCAUCCUCAUCAUUUCUAUUCUCCUGAUCUAUCUCAUCGCGUUCACAGGGAACGCUGUCCUGGUCCUCUUGAUCUGGGCAGACUCUCGCCUCCACACCCCAAUGUACAUUCUACUCAGCCACCUCUCUCUUAUUGACUUGGCCUUAAUUUCCACCACUGUCCCAAAGAUGGUUAUCAACUUUUUCUCCAGGAAGAAAAGCAUCUCCAAAGUUGCCUGUGGGACCCAGAUUUUCUUUUUCUUUGCCCUUGGGGGUAGUGAGUGUCUCCUUCUGACCCUCAUGGCUUAUGACCGCUAUGUGGCUGUCUGUAAUCCCUUGAGAUAUUCAAUUAUCAUGAACUCUAGAGUCUGUCUGUGGAUGGCCCUUAUAUCCUGGGGUGGAGGUGCCCUGAAUUCUCUCAUCAACACCAUCUACACCAUGCACUUCCCAUUCUGUGGCUCUAGGGAAAUCCACCACUUCUUCUGUGAGAUGCCUGCUGUCCUGAGGCUCUCUUGUGAGGACACUUCCUUGUAUGAGACGGUGGUAUCCAUCAUCUGCAUCAUGUUUGUUCUUCUCCCUUUGGGACUCAUCAUGACCUCUUACCUGCUCAUCUUCCUCGCUGUCCUCCGAAUGAAUUCCCCAGAGGGCAGGAGGAAAGCGCUGGCCACGUGUUCUUCUCACCUGGCAGUUGUGAGCCUCUACUAUGGGCCAGCCAUGAUCAUCUACAUGACCCCUGACUCUUUCCACACUCCAGAACAAGAUGAAAUACUCUCCAUGAUUAACACCAUCUUCACCCCCAUGCUCAACCCUCUCAUCUACAGCCUGAGGAACAAGGAGGUGCUUGCUGCCCUGAGAAAAGUAAUGAGUCAACGAUUCAUUUUAAAGUAG